This is a messenger RNA of Saitoella complicata NRRL Y-17804, 1680 nucleotides long. Its product is annotated as PAP2-domain-containing protein. The record is from RefSeq and is a predicted model, not a curated record. Gene Ontology annotation, cellular component: inositol phosphoceramide synthase complex. The transcript has a single exon. Gene Ontology annotation, molecular function: inositol phosphoceramide synthase activity. Bases 207 to 1535 code for a protein of 442 amino acids. Gene Ontology annotation, biological process: inositol phosphoceramide metabolic process; sphingolipid biosynthetic process. Lineage: Eukaryota; Fungi; Ascomycota; Saitoellomycetes; Saitoellales; Saitoellaceae.
AAGAACCCGCUCGGUCCGACCCACAUCCCGCACCGACUCAUUCAUUGUCACCUGAGUAUCCUCUCUGCUCAUAUUGAAAGCUUGUCAGGAUCAGCCGGGAUCUUUCGGACGCCAGCUCUCUUUUGCGACGCUGGGACACAUAUCGGCAGUGAAGGCUCCUUAAUCACAGCAUACACCCUCUGAGAGUGCAUUCAUCCUCCUGCAACAUGUUGGAUAAGUCAUCAUUCAGCGCAAUGUCAUUCAUCCCGUCAAUCCCCUCGCCCUCGCGGUUAUCUCAGAAGUUUCGGGCACGUUUAGCGCAAACGGCCCCAUCAGAACUGACCGGCAUUGAGACCUCGUUCUCGCCGAGAGUCACUAUCGAGAAAGUCAAGAACCACGAAUACACCAUCUGGGACUUGCAAUAUGUUCUUCUGGCUUGUCUCGGUGUGUUUUCGCUGUGCAUGAUUCAGAAAUUUGGUAUUUUGUUCAAGCUCUUCGUCGUUACUGCACUCGGUACUGCGCUUCUCAUCCCCAUUACCAGCCAGUUCUUCUUCCCCUUCUUGCCAAUCGCAAGCUGGCUUGUCUUGUUCUACGCAUGCAGCUUCAUUCCGGCAGCAUACAGACCGCACAUCUGGGUUCGCGUUUUGCCAGCUUUGGAGAACAUUAUGUACGGUGCAAACGUCAGUAACAUUCUUGCAAAGCACACGAACUCGUUCUUGGAUGUUCUUUCCUGGAUCCCCUAUGGAGUUACGCAUUUUGGUUCACCGUUUGUCGUCAGUGCGGUCAUGUUCGUCUUCUCUCCACCAGGGACUCUACCUGCUUUUGCUAAGGCGUUUGGGUACAUGAACCUGACUGGUGUUCUGAUCCAAAUCUUCUUCCCCUGUUCGCCGCCUUGGUACGAGAACCUCUACGGGUUGGCUCCGGCAAACUACGGAAUGCCCGGUUCGCCUGGUGGUCUUGCUCGCAUUGACGCUUUGUUUGGCACUGCCACGUAUACGUCUACGUUCACCGCUUCGCCUAUGGUCUUCGGUGCAUUCCCGUCGCUUCACUCUGGCUGUGCAACAAUCGAGGCUCUGUUCAUGAGUCAUGUCUUUCCUUCAGCUACCCCGUUCUUCAUGUUUUACGUCAUGUGGCUCUGGUGGUCUACUAUGUACUUGACUCACCAUUACUUUGUCGACUUGAUUGGUGGUAGCUGUUUGGCUGUUGUUUGCUUCCUUAUUUCUCAGCGUAUGUUCUUGCCUCGCACCCAGGAAGGUAAGUACCUUCGCUGGGAGUACGACCAUGUCGUCCGUGGCGACACACAUGCUUCGGGCAUUAGCGAUGGUUCAGCACCAUGGUUCGCAGUUGCUGAGCACGAUCUGGAUUUGGAGAUGGGCGAGUUGGAGGAUGGUGAGGGAGACUGGGCGUUGGGAAGUAGCUCUUCCGCAAGUGUAACAGGAAGUUUGAGUCCUGUGAGCGAAAGUAGCGGACAGACGCUUGGCACGCCGAUCAGCUGGGAGCAAGCGGAGGAGUUGGAGCGACAAAGGCGACCGACGCCGUCGAACAUUGAUCGUUAGGUUGGGCGUUUUGCAACAGGAAAUGGACCGUUUGAUCGCCAUUCUCGAUUUUGGAGAGAUUAAUGAACGAUGUUAUCAGGUGUUUUGGACGAAUACGGUAAUCCUACCCGCGUCUCGUCUCUUUUUGCUAGCAUAGAUGGGGUUU